Molecule: messenger RNA, 2751 nt
Organism: Scedosporium apiospermum
Lineage: Eukaryota; Fungi; Ascomycota; Sordariomycetes; Microascales; Microascaceae
Exons: 2
Coding region: 1-2751 (916 amino acids)
Biological process (GO): regulation of DNA-templated transcription
Molecular function (GO): zinc ion binding; DNA-binding transcription factor activity, RNA polymerase II-specific
Source: RefSeq, a predicted model, not a curated record
AUGACCGUCCCCAUGGCUCAACAACAACAACCCCCAUCCAAGGAUGCCGCCGUUGCCCGGAAGAGGAGAAGACGCGCUGCCGCUGGUGGUGCCGCUGAUGACUGCUUCUCGUGCUCUAAGAAGAACCUCAAGUGUGACCGGAGCCGCCCUUACUGCUCCCAAUGCCUAGAGGUCGGCCAGGAGUGCUCCGGAUACAAGACCCAGUUGACCUGGGGUGUCGGCGUCGCAAGCCGUGGAAAGCUGAGAGGGCUGUCUCUGCCCAUUGCCAAGUCGCCGCCGGUCAGUGGUGGAACUCAAAAGAAGUCUCCUCAGAGAUCUCGAUCGAGCUCCGCCGCAACGGGUCCGCAGUGGACCGGACAGAUAUCAACCUCCCCAAGGCGGAUCACCAGUCACGCCGAGCACGGAAUCACGGCCUCACCCACCGAACGCCAUGCUUCCGUAUCGCCGCCUCCAGCCUCCCUAUACAACUGCGGGUAUCUGGCUGUGUCGACUCCGUCGGACAGCAAUCUCAGUUCGUCUUCCCCAGCGAUCCAAGGCCAUUGGGACAAUCUGCAGUUCGCGAGUGCCAUGUCGAUCCCCGAGGGCGCCGAGUACAGGAAGCUGAGCCCUCAUCAUCAUCUUGCACCUCACGCCAUUACCCCCGACCCGCGCCUUUCCCCUUCCCUCGACUCGACGAGCGACGGCUACCUCUCGCCCAUGGCACACUCCUUCCCUCGCGUCGAUGAUAUCCCUUACAUCCACAGCCCUACCCUCAUGUAUGACAGCUGCACAACCCAAAACUCUCCCGUCGCCCGAAGCCCGCUCCCCAUUGUCAUGAUGGACCAGCACCACCAACAACACCAGCAUCAGCAGCCACAGCCACCUCCCACGUCUUGCCCCAGCCUCGUCUACGCCUCUUCAGAUCAUUCCUCUAGCUAUCCGUCACACGCAGAUUCUUUCGAGACUCAGCUGAGCCAGAGACUCAUGCGCGAGUGUGACAACCUGAGCGUACCCGAACUCGACACCCUCAGCACAAGCUGCGGCUCGACAGGCCCCGUAUGGCCAUCACCGUCAGAUCAAGACAUCAUCUCGCCGCGAUCCAAUGGGGACUGGGACUCUACCAGUAGCCAAUGGCCAACCGUAUACGAACCAUGCAAUGUACAUGUGAGCUCCGAGCUCAUCGCCAAGAUGCCUUUCUUCAUGGAUUAUUACAAGAACACCAUGGCUCCAUCCAUGGUCUUUAUCGACAGCCCCCAGAAUCCCUACCGAGAUCACAUCCUGCGACUCGCCGUCUCGAGCCAGAGCCUUCAGCACGCCAUCUGCGCCCUCUCGGCCUGCAAUCUUCGCAUGAAACGACGUCUUAGCCUAGGACAGGGGACGCGGGAGUUGUCGGAAAAACUCAUGGCUGAAAAGGCCGUUGGAGAAGGCAUUGGCGGCUCUACCGACCAGGCGCUGACGGAGGAGCAUCAACAUCGAAACUUGGCCGUCAACCUAUUGAAUCAACAACUUAACGACCCGGCGAAAGCCACCCACGACUCCGUCCUGGCGACGAUAUUAUUACUGUGUCACUACCGAAUGGCCGAAUCAGGGAUUGCCAGAUUCCACACUCAGUUUGCUGGUGUCAAGAAGAUAUUAGCCAUGAGGCAAGCUCAGCACGUCGCGCCUUCUGGUGAGACGGCAUGGAUGGAGGCCAUCUUCACUUACUUUGAUGCCAUUUCCGCUAGUAUCAACGACAGAGAAACGCAGCUUGGCGGAAGUAUGUACAGCAGGUUUCACGACAUUCCCUUGCUCCCUGCGGGGGCGGAAAACCUUGUCGGUUGCGAACGGGGGCUUUUCAAGACGAUCAGCAGGCUGGCCCGGCUCAACCUGCUUUCACAGAACAGACUCAUCCAGACUCAACAGCACAACGAAGGCCAGAGGCAACAGCCCGUCUCACCAUUCAUGUCCGGCAACACUAUGAAUGUGUUCGGAUACAACCACAGCUCGAGCAGUGCUCGGAGCUCACCCACCGACGCGCAACCACACUCGCCCUUCUCGUUGCCGCUUGGCCACUCUUAUAAGAGCAACCUUAGAAAGGUACACGCUCGGCAACUCAUGGAAGCGUACGGUUCCUCCUCCUCUUCUUCUUCCUCGCAUCGAUUCGACAGCAACGGCAACUUCGAUUCUUCUAGCCUUGAGGAUGAAGAGUUAUUGAAUACGUUAGUUACCUCGCCGAGCAGCUUCGACGACAACCGUGCCAGCUUCUGGCAGGAAUGGAAGGAAGUCAGGCAGGCGCUCCAAUCCUGGGAAUUCGACGCCAUGCAGCUCCAGGCGAUGCUCCCGAGCGAGACGAUGCCCGCGCAACUACGUGACCUCGGCUGCCUAUCUGAAGCCUUCCGCUACGCAGCCCUCCUCUAUACAGAGAGGCUUGCCAAUCCAACCUCGCCGAGCUCGAGCGCCAACUUCCAGAACCUCGUUAGCCAGGUCGUCUACUACGCCACCAGUCUCGACGUGGGUAGCCCCGCGGAGAAGUUCCUCCUCUGGCCGCUCUUCGUGGCCGGGUCCGAGUGUGUCAACGAUCUUCAGCGAAAUAUUGUGCGGGCCAAGUGCCGUGACAUCAUGGGCCGGUCGGGAUACAUGAACAACCUGGCAGCUUUAGAGAUUCUAGAGACUUUGUGGGCGGAGGAUGCGGGUGGCGAUAAGAAGAACGGGGAUGCGGGGAAGAUGGGUGCGUUUAACUGGACGAAGUGUAUCGGUGGUCGGGGAGGUGAAGUUGAAUGGAUCAUGUUUUAG